AUGGCUCCGACGACGGAGGAUGAUGAUGCUGAGCCGACGCCAGGGGGAGCCGCGGAUGCCGCCGCGACUGGAGGCGAGACGUCGGAGGCGAAUGCGGCUGAGGGCGACAAGAAGAAGGAGUACUCGAUGGGCAUCGACCUCGGCACCACCUACUCGUGCGUGGGCGUGUUCAAGGACGCCGAGGUGCACAUCGUCGCAAACGACAUGGGCAAUCGCACCACGCCGUCGUACGUGGCCUGGACGGACAAGGAGCGCCUGAUCGGAGACGCCGCGAAGAAUCAGGUUGCCAACAACCCCACGAAUACCGUGUUCGAUGCCAAGCGUCUGAUCGGCCGAAAGUUUUCGGACCCUGUGGUGCAGAAGGACAUCGAGUUGUGGCCCUUCAAGGUCGUCUCCGAUGGCUCCAAGGACGACAAGCCAAUCAUACAGGUUACGUUCCAGGAUGUGACGAAGAGCUUUCACCCUGAGGAGAUAUCCUCCUUGGUGCUGUCGAAGAUGAAGCAGACAGCAGAAGCCUUUGUCGGUCAGCGAAUCAAGAAUGCCGUCAUCACCGUGCCUGCCUAUUUCAACGAUUCUCAGCGGCAGGCCACCAAGGACGCCGGCGAGAUCGCCGGGAUGACCGUGCAGAGAAUCGUGAACGAGCCGACCGCUGCUGCCAUCGCGUACGGCCUGGACCACGUCGACAGCAAGGGUGGCCCGGGAGAAGAAGUCAACAUAUUGGUGUUCGACAUGGGCGGCGGUACGUUCGACGUGUCCAUCCUGACGAUCCAGGACAGCGUGUUCGAGGUGAAGGCCACGGCCGGAGACCCGCACCUGGGCGGCGAGGACUUCGACAACCGCCUGCUCAGCCACUGCAUCGCGGAGUUCCGCCGCAAGUUCAAGUCCGACCCGUCGGGCAAUCAGCGCGCGCUGCGUCGGCUGCGGACCCACUGCGAGAGGGCCAAGAGGCAGCUGUCCACAGCCCCCUCGACGAACAUCGAGAUAGACUCGCUGCACGAGGGGCACGACUUCAGCACCCGCAUCUCGCGGGCGAGGUUCGAGGAGCUCUGCAUGGAUUAUUUCAAGAAGGCAAUGGAGCCGGUCAGUCAGUGUUUGGCCGACAGCCGGUUUCCUAAGUCGAAGAUCCACGAGGUAGUGAUGGUGGGCGGCUCCACGCGCAUUCCGAAGGUGCAGGAGAUGAUCAAGGCUUUUUUCAACGAGAAGGAGCUAUGCAAAGAUAUCAAUCCCGACGAGGCGGUUGCCUACGGUGCGGCAGUGCAAGCCGCCAUCGUGUCCGGGGCGGGCACCUCACAGGUACAGAACAUGUUAUUGUUGGACGUCGCGCCUUUGUCAUUGGGCCUCGAGACCGCAGGCGGCAUGAUGCAAAAGCUAAUCGAACGCAACAGUACGAUUCCCACCAACAAAAGCCAAGACUUCACGACCACUGAUGACUACCAAGACCAUGUAGAUAUAGCGGUGUACGAGGGCGAGCGGACGCUGGUGAAGGACAACAACUAUCUUGGCAAGUUCACUCUGACAGAUAUCCCCAAGACCCUGCGUGGUGUGCCGAAGAUCAAGGUCACAUUCAAUAUUGACCCGAACGGAAUAUUGGAGAUCACUGCAGAGGACGUGAAGUCGCACACCAAGAGCUCGAUCACCAUCACCAACGAGAAGGGCAGACUCUCGCAGAACGACAUCGAGAAGAUGUUGGACGAGGCCGACAAGUACAAAGACGAGGACGAGCUUGCCAAGGGCGAGAUCGUGGCCAAGGAAUCGCUGAAAGCGUACAUCGUGCGCCUCAGGAAGGCGAUCGAGGACAUCAGCGAGGACAAGUUGCUCCAGCGCGACCGCGAACGCCUCUCCAGGAGAAAGCAGAGGAUGCAGAGAAUUGGCUUCGCAAGGAGGGUGCCAAGUCAGCGAGAGAUGACUUCGAGUCGAAGCAGAAGGAGCUGGAGGCGGUGA
Prorocentrum cordatum is the source of this 1941-nucleotide messenger RNA. The record is from the annotation of a GenBank genome assembly. Lineage: Eukaryota; Dinophyceae; Prorocentrales; Prorocentraceae.